CUGUAAUUGUGUGAUACAAGCUUUCGACGUGAUAGCACAAGAGCGACCUCAACUUGUUCGAUCUUGCGUCCGGCAUUGAAUACAAUUCCGAUUCCACCAACAACAUCUACGUCCUGUUGAACUGACAAUUGCAGGACAUCGCACCCGUCUUCGUUUAACAUUUCGGAAAUUCCAUAAUUCCACCCCUUCGACCGAUAUAGGCCUGUGUGACUAUUUAGGUAGUUGCAGGGCCUCCCCAGGUCCAUGCAUUCGCCGGGAAGCUCGCCACUCGACGGACCGUCCUCUUCUCGCCCGACCCCGUCUAAACGCAAGCCAGUUAGUUCUGCUGGCAAUCAUUCCCGACAAAAUUCCACCAAUCUUCCCUCCGGUCCCGAUCCUAAACGCACCAAAUUGAAUAACUCUUUCGAUCCGGGCACCUCCGCUUCGAGAAUGAGCAAGGUGGUGCUUGGCAAGCGACCAGAGAUCGUCGACUUGACGAAACCUCCUACCUUUCAACCUCAUAAAGGCGCGAAGAAGCUUGUAAUCAAGAACUUGCGAACCACCCCGCGGGGUACUGAUCUCGAGGAAUAUUACCGAGUUACAAAGCAAGGGCUUCUCGACGCCCUCCAAGCCAUAUUCGAACAGAAGCAACCACGUCAACCACUCGAAAGACUUUACCGAGGAGUAGAGGAUCUCUGUCGACAUGGAGCAUCUAAAGAGCUAUAUGACGUGUUAAAGGAGCGAUGUGAUGCUUAUCUAAACAAUGACCUCCACAAGUCUAUAAUGGCAGAGGCCGGCUCAUCCAAUCUUGACAUCUUGAGGAGUACUCAUAAACGAUGGCAAAUAUGGAUCGCACAAUCGACCACCAUUCGUUCGGUGUUCAGCUAUCUCGACCGGUCGUUUUUGCUGAGAAGCAAGGACUUCCCGCAGAUUAACGAUCUCGCCAUUUCACUCUUUAGGCGAGUAAUGUUCGUCAAGUCGCCCUCGGGGGUCAAUCCAGGAGCCAAGAGCCUCAUUGGCAUGUGCGAUCUGGUAGAGUACGACCGGAGGGGAGAUUCUCGAUUCGAUUCGACCUUGUUGCAUGAUUCCAUCGCGAUGUUAAACGUUUUAAACAUCUAUGGAAAGUCCUUCGAACCACAUUUCUUAAAAACGUCCGAGGUAUAUUUCCGAGAGUUCGCCGAAGUACAGAGCUGUGGCUCUCUAAAGACCUACAUUUACAGCUGUGAGAAGCUACUUGAGGGGGAAGAUUAUCGCUGUAACCGCUACAACUUUGAUUCCACCACCAAGAGACAACUGAUGGAAAGUGCACACGCCAUCUUGAUCCAGAAUUAUUCCGAAAAGCUCCUUGAUGGUGGCAGCAUAGGCAAACUUCUUGACGAGAAUGCUAUGGAAUCUAUGAAGGCCUUAUAUGACCUCUUACGACUAUCAGGUAUACAGAAGAAGUUACGGCAACCGUGGGAAGAGUAUAUCAAGGACGCGGGUUCGGUAAUUGUCAAUGACACAUCCAGGGGCGACGAAAUGGUCGUUCGGUUACUUGAGUUCAGGCGAUCGUUAGAUCUUAUGAUUCGAGACGCCUUUAACAGAGAUGAGGAAUUUACUUAUAGCAUGCGGCAAGCAUUCGGUAGCUUCAUCAACGACCGAAAGGUCCAAUCUGCAUGGAAGACCGGCACUUCCAAGGUUGGUGAGAUGAUUGCCAAGUAUAUCGACAUGUUGCUCCGCGGCGGCCUAAAGACCUUACCAAAGUCUCUACUUUCCGAUACUAAAGACCGUGUUGAUGCCGAGCAAAGUGGACUGGCAAGUACCGGUGACGAGGACGCCGAGCUAGAUCGACAACUAGACCAAGCUCUCGAGUUGUUCCGUUUCAUCGAAGGCAAGGAUGUCUUUGAAGCUUUUUACAAACAAGAUUUAGCCAGACGCCUCUUGAUGGGUCGUAGUGCUAGUGCGGACGCAGAGAGAAGCAUGCUCGCAAAACUGAAGAACGAAUGCGGCUCUAAUUUUACACAUAAUCUAGAGCAAAUGUUCAAAGACCAGCAGCUUGCCCGAGAUGAGAUGGCUUCGUAUAAAUCCUGGUGUGAGGGUAAUGGACAUAGCAAGAGUAAAUUGGACCUCAACGUCAACAUUCUGUCCGCAGCAGCAUGGCCAACGUACCCAGACACGCAGCUCACACUACCCGACGAUGUUGCGGCGCAGAUUGGACAUUUCGAAAAAUACUACGUCAACAAGCACACAGGAAGACGCCUUACAUGGAAGCAUUCUCUGGCUCACUGCCUCAUCAAGGGUCGUUUCAAUAAGGGCCCGAAGGAGCUGCUUGUCAGUUCAUACCAGGCCGUCGUGCUGACGUUAUUCAACCACAUUGAGAGCGACCCAAAGGGUUUUCUCACAUAUCAACAUAUUUCAGACAAUACUGGUCUUAGUGGACCAGAUCUUAGUCGUACUUUACAGUCGCUAGCAUGCGGAAAAACCCGUGUGCUCUCAAAACAUCCUAAAGGAAGGGAUGUAAACACGACAGAUACUUUCACUGUCAACAAGACGUUUACCGAUCCGAAAUAUCGUGUCAAGAUUAAUCAGGUUCAGCUGAAAGAGACGAAGGAGGAGAACCAAGAUACGCAUGAGCGGAUUGCUCAAGAUCGUCAAUUCGAAUGUCAAGCAGCGAUUGUGAGAAUCAUGAAGAGUCGCAAGACAAUGACUCAUGCCAAUCUCGUCGCUGAAGUUAUCAAUCAAACCAAGAGCCGAGGCGCCAUCGAGCCAGCCGAAAUCAAGAAGAAUAUCGAGAAGCUAAUCGAGAAGGAUUACCUUGAACGAGAAGGUGGCUCAUAUACAUACCUGGCAUAAAUACUAUUCUGGAUGUUGGUCGGUGUUAGCCUUAGACUCGAGGUUUGUACAGGAUAGGUGCAUAUCGUAGCUGGUUCAUUCGGAAUAGCUACGAAAUAGAAGCUGGCUCUACAGCCCGCUACUAUAAUCAACCGAACUGUUUUUCUCGUGUAAACAGGCAAUGAAUGAAUAAAUGAAAACCAAUCGUAACACCUCCCAUUUCGCACAAUUGAGCAUAUCCGCGUGAAGUCAGGCCAUUCGUCCUCCCCGCUUUCUCCGUGAUUCUAGACUACCGCCUCGUCCACAAAUUCAUUCUACCCCCUUUCCCCUUUCCGACUAGACGAAC
This is a messenger RNA of Annulohypoxylon maeteangense, 3136 nucleotides long. RefSeq names its product Cullin-domain-containing protein. Bases 244 to 2811 code for a protein of 855 amino acids. Gene Ontology annotation, cellular component: Cul4-RING E3 ubiquitin ligase complex. Gene Ontology annotation, biological process: ubiquitin-dependent protein catabolic process; DNA damage response; protein ubiquitination. The transcript is spliced from 3 exons. The record is from RefSeq and is a predicted model, not a curated record. NCBI's taxonomy places the organism in Eukaryota, Fungi, Ascomycota, Sordariomycetes, Xylariales, Hypoxylaceae. Gene Ontology annotation, molecular function: ubiquitin protein ligase binding.